Molecule: messenger RNA, 696 nt
Organism: Cylicostephanus goldi
Lineage: Eukaryota; Metazoa; Nematoda; Chromadorea; Rhabditida; Strongylidae
Source: the annotation of a GenBank genome assembly
AUGGGACCACGUGGACCACCCGGACCCGAUGGCGAUGAGGGUGAUCCGGGACAUGAUGGAGAAUGCGGAGCGGAUGGUAGCAAACCUCAUGAUGGUCAUAUGGGAUCAAUGGGUGUGUACGGAGAAAUGGGGCCGCCUGGACCGCAAGGACCUCCUGGAGACCCAGGAGAGCCUGGUGGAACUGUCACCUACAAAAGGGGAUCGCCUGGACCACCUGGACCAAUGGGGGCGAUGGGACCACCAGGACCAGUAGGACCAGAAGGUCCAGAGGGACCUCCAGGAGCACCUGGACCAAUGGGACCUAUGGGACCGCCCGGAAAAGAUGGAAAGAAAGCAAAGGAUGGAGGACAUGGAAAAAACGGAGAAGAUGGUAAACCAGGCAAAAAUGCCGAGUACUGUCCUUGCCCACCGAGAGACGCGGCGCCAAAGGACAAAACAGCUUAUGCGCUACACCGUUCUGCUCACGAUGAAGACUCGAAUAAUGAAGAGAACAGUGAGAACUUCAAGAAAGUAAAGAAGGUUGUCAAGAAAAGUGUGGACGAAUCGCAUGUAGCCAAUGACACCGAGCUACUGGAGCCUGCUCAACGUCCGACGGUCAAUGACAUUACUAUGCUUGGUGGCAACGAUACCGUAUCUCUUGGCGGGAACAACGAUACCACCCUAUUAAUGGAAGUUGGACUGAGCAAGAUUAACUAA